GGCUACGUCACAUCCGGCUUUGGUCAACGAGCGGCGGAGCGUCACAGCUAGCGGGCGAUCAGUGGAAGUCGACGCCACGUUUUGGGUUUUUAGUAGUUGUUAAAUUGACUUGAACGAAGCUCGGUGCAUUCUCUGCGGUGUUUUUUUUUUAUGCCUUCUUCGUGUUUUUGUCUUUGUAUUAGCCGCGUAAGUCGUGAAAACUAGAGUUUAGGUCAAAAGGAGGAGCACGUUGCCUCCGUUGUCGGACACCGAACGGGGUCAGCAAGUAACAAGAAGCGCGCUAACUAGCUUUAGCACGACAAUCACUUCGUCCCAAACUCAGGAUGCCAUGCCACAAUCAGCAACUGAACAAUGUAAGCAGCGGCCAAGAGCAUCCAAUGAAGCAGGUUCGGUUUGCCAACAACAGCAGUAGCAGUGUGCCUGCAGUACUAACCAGCAGCGCCGAACCGGGUGAUGGUGUUACUACGCAACAAUCUGUCCCUGUCAGCCAUGACCACCUGAACCUGGGACCCCAGCUCAAACUGCUUCCUCUGAACGACCAGGUCCGAGAGCUACAGACGAUCAUCAGAGACAAAACAACCAGCAGAGGAGAUUUUGUUUUUUGUGCGGACCGACUGAUCAGACUAGUAGUUGAAGAGGGCUUGAAUCAGCUUCCGUUCUCUGAGUGCACUGUGACCACUCCAACAGGGUACAAGUAUGAAGGUGUCAGGUUUGAACGAGGCAACUGUGGAGUCAGCAUUAUGAGGAGUGGUGAGGCCAUGGAGCAGGGUCUCCGAGACUGCUGCCGCUCCAUCCGCAUCGGAAAGAUCCUCAUCCAGAGUGACGAGGAGACCCAGAAGGCCAAAGUCUACUAUGCUAAGUUCCCCCCAGAUGUGUACCGAAGAAAAGUGCUGCUCAUGUACCCAAUUCUCAGUACAGGGAACACCGUGAUCGAGGCGGUGAGGGUGCUGAUAGAACAUGGAGUUCAGCCCAGACAUAUUAUCCUCCUCAGCCUCUUCUCCACUCCGCACGGAGCCAAAUCUAUAAUCCAGGAAUUCCCAGAGAUCACCAUCUUGACCACAGAGGUGCACCCAGUCGCUCCAACACAUUUUGGACAGAGAUACUUCGGCACGGACUGAAAUGAGGAAUACCUGAGGAACACGAUCAGCAAAGUGUUUUGGCUUUAUCUUGGAUCUCAUGUUCUCCUUGUUGUGCCACGUACUGCUACUUAACUUACGUUUCGAAAGUGAAUCCAAAUCAAUAAUCAUACUGUUUGUAUUUAUUGCUUUUUGCCAUUUGUGUGUAGAGAGAAAACCACAAAGAUGAAAAUGUGGAUCGUUUUAUUUUGCAUGUUAACCAGUGGAUCAAUAAAGAAUUUAUUUGUUUAC
Nematolebias whitei (Rio pearlfish) is the source of this 1367-nucleotide messenger RNA. RefSeq names its product uracil phosphoribosyltransferase (FUR1) homolog (S. cerevisiae) (gene uprt). The transcript is spliced from 7 exons. NCBI's taxonomy places the organism in Eukaryota, Metazoa, Chordata, Actinopteri, Cyprinodontiformes, Rivulidae. Bases 324 to 1118 code for a protein of 264 amino acids. The record is from RefSeq and is a predicted model, not a curated record.